Molecule: messenger RNA, 2098 nt
Organism: Postia placenta MAD-698-R-SB12
Lineage: Eukaryota; Fungi; Basidiomycota; Agaricomycetes; Polyporales; Adustoporiaceae
Exons: 11
Coding region: 1-1950 (649 amino acids)
Biological process (GO): transmembrane transport; intracellular iron ion homeostasis
Cellular component (GO): mitochondrial inner membrane
Molecular function (GO): ATP binding; ATP hydrolysis activity; ABC-type transporter activity
Source: RefSeq, a predicted model, not a curated record
AUGUUCAGCUCUCCAACGACUCUCUUAUACGGCACCGCACCGGAAUCAUGUGCCUCUGCCCCGCUACAACUCUCAACAGGCUCCGCAGGCAACCAAGACACCAACGCAAGCCACACCGUUCAUGUCAGUCAAGCAGAGCAGCGGAGAAAGGACUGGAGUAUUGUCAAAAAGCUUGCCGAGAACAUCUGGCCUAAGAACGACUGGUCGACUCGCGGGCGAGUAAUCUUGGGCCUCGGGCUAUUGAUCACAGGCAAGCUGCUGAACGUGCAAGUCCCGCUGCUAUUCAAGCAGAUCAUUGAUACCUUGAAUGUCGACAUCACGGCUGGCUCGACAGUAUGGAUUGUUGCAGGCUCACUGAUUGCGGGUUACGGAUUGGCUCGUGUUGGUGCAACACUUUCCGGCGAACUGCUCAAUGCUGUUUUCGCCAAGGUCGGCCAGAGCGCGGUUCGGAAGGUCGCCCGGCAAACGUUUGAACAUCUGCUAAACUUGGAUUUGCGAUUCCACCUCUCGAGACAAACAGGUGGCUUGACGAGGGCGAUAGAUCGUGGUACGAAAGGUAUUACAUUCAUCCUCUCUGCGAUCAUAUUCCGCAUCGUGCCGACGGCACUGGAGAUUUCUCUGGUUUGCGGCAUUCUGUCUUAUAAAUUCGGGUGGGACUUUGCCGCGAUCACACUUGUCACAAUGGCCGCGUAUACUUGGUUUACAGUGCGCACAACAUCAUGGCGAACGCGCUUCCGGCGGGAAGCAAACUCUGCAGACAAUAAGGCUGCAACGGUCGCUGUCGAUUCGCUCAUAAAUUAUGAGGCUGUCAAGCACUUCAACAACGAGAAGCACGAGAUUGCUCUAUAUGACAAGCAUCUCUCAGCUUAUGAGAAGGCGUCGGUCAAGAUCUCUACGUCGCUGGCUUAUCUCAAUUCCGGGCAGAACGUGAUUUUCUCGACCGCGCUCACGGCGAUGAUGUUCUUGGCUGCUCAAGGCGUAAUCAAUGGGACUAUGACCGUCGGCGACUUGGUUAUGGCCAAUCAACUAGUUUUCCAGCUUUCACUACCACUCAACUUUCUCGGCACAAUCUACCGAGAAAUGCGUCAGAGCUUGCUGGACAUGGAGACCCUAUUCAAUCUGGUGACAGAUAAUCAACCGCCAAAGGAUCACUCUAACGCACAGCCACUCCAGCUCCGUGGCGGAUCCAUCCAGUUUGAGAACGUUAGUUUCGCAUACCAUCCCGACCGCUCCAUCUUCCGCAACCUUUCGUUCACGAUUCCCGCGGGCAAGAAGAUCGCACUCGUCGGUCCGUCCGGGUGCGGCAAGUCGACCGUGUUCCGACUACUAUUCCGCUUCUACGAGCCGACCGGGGGGCGAAUUCUGAUCGAUGGGCAGGACGUAUCACAGGUGACGUUGGCGUCGCUGCGAGGCGCGAUCGGCGUCGUGCCCCAGGAUACGCCCCUCUUCCACUCGGAUGUGCUGCAGAAUGUGCGUUACGGGCGGCUCGAUGCGAGCGACGAGGACGUCUUCGAGGCCACGCAGAAGGCGCACGUGCAUGAAGCGAUCAUGCGCUUACCGGAGGGUUACAAGACGAAAGUGGGCGAACGCGGGCUGAUGAUCUCGGGCGGGGAGAAGCAGCGGCUGGCGGUCGCACGCGUGCUGUUGAAAGACCCGCCCAUACUAUUCUUCGACGAGGCUACCUCUGCGCUCGAUGCGCACUCCGAGGCAGAACUUAUGCGAAACGUCAACACUUUGCUCACAGAGAAGAGCCGCACUAGCAUCUUCAUCGCACACCGUCUGCGGACUGUAGUAGAAGCAGAUCUCAUCAUCGUGCUUAAGGAUGGUGAAGUCGUAGAACAAGGCUCGCAUGAAGAGCUCAUUCGGAAGGGCGGCCUGUAUCACAGCAUGUGGCUGGAGCAGGCAUACCAAGAGCAGAGCGUUGCCGAGCCGCAAGACACAAUUGCCUGAAAUCACCGGUGCAUGAUCUCAGUCUACAGUUCGUAUGUACAUUGCAUUCGUGAUAGUCCUCCAAGCACAAUUCGAGUCAAUGAUCCGGGGAAUAAUUAGUUCGCGUGUAGCCUAGGUCUUCUUCCUCACUCAAUUCUUCCUCUCAGCC